Molecule: messenger RNA, 1705 nt
Organism: Corvus hawaiiensis (hawaiian crow)
Lineage: Eukaryota; Metazoa; Chordata; Aves; Passeriformes; Corvidae
Gene: SFTPC
Product: surfactant protein C
Exons: 12
Coding region: 194-1591 (465 amino acids)
Biological process (GO): respiratory gaseous exchange by respiratory system
Cellular component (GO): extracellular region; alveolar lamellar body
Source: RefSeq, a predicted model, not a curated record
UGGGGCCCCUCCUGCCACAGCCCGGGGCUGGGUGUGGAGGGCAGGCGCUGCCCGCUGUUUGCUUUGGCACCCCCAGCGCUGCCGGACGAAUGUCAGGGAAGGGCCCUUGGAGGUUUCGUGUCCCCUCCCUGGCUCUUCUCCGGGCUCAGCAAACAGCACGAGUGGCACCUCGGCAGCUGGAGUGGCCCCGGCCAUGCCCAGUCACCCGGGAUCCUAUAAAUCCCCCGGGCUCGGGCUGGUAGAAGGGACAGGAGCACACAGCGAGAUGGACGACAGCUCCAAAGAGGCGCUGAUGGAGGAGGCACCUCCGAGGUACACGGAGUCGCCGCGCCUGCCCUGCAUCCCCCACGAGCUCAAGAGCCUCCUGCUGAUGGUGGUGCUGGUGGUGGUGGCCCUCGUGGUGGUCAACGUCACCUUCCUCCUGCUGGGGCUGCACCUCAGCGAGUCACACGCCGAGACGGUGUUGCGGAUGACCAUCCACGGGCUGGAUGGCGAGGGGAACCCCCAGCAGCUCGCCAUGAGCAAGAAGGAAAGGACCGGGACGUUCGCGGUGCGGGACGGGCUCAACGCCUCGGCCACGGUGGUGUACGACUACAGCAAGCUGCUGGUCGGCUACAGGUCCUGGCGUCACCGCGCCUGCUACAUCACCCGCGUGGACAAGGACAACUUCCCGGGGCUGGACGCUGCCACCGAGACCUUCCAGCGCCGGCAGGAUGAGGACACUGGGGACAAGGCCGUGCCCCUGGCUGACCGCUCCAUCCUGGGCACCACCAUCAACAUCCUCUGCAGCAGCGUCCCCGUGUUCUGGGCGUAUUUGGAGGAUGGAGGGCUGGGCUGGGAAUGGGAGGAGGAGGAGGAGGAGGAAGCGGAGGAGGCAGCCAUGGAGAGCAGCAUGAAGCAGGUGGUGCUUGAAGAGGAGGACUCGGAGAAUGGCUGCUGCUGCCCAGGCUGCUGCUUGCCCUGCACCGUGUGCUGCACCAAAUGCUGUGCCAAAUGCGCCCGGUGCUGCUGCCUGCCCAAGUGCUGCGGGUGCCCCAAGUGCCCCAAGUGCCUCGGGUGCCCCAAGUGUCCCGGCUGCGGCGGCUGCGGUGGCUGCCUCAAGAAGUCCCUGUGCUUCGUCCCUCGGCUGCUCUGCUACCUGCCCCGCAAGCUCCUGAGCUGCGGCCACCUCCGCUGCCUGCUCAUCGUGGUGGUCGUGGUGGUCCUGCUGGUGGUCAUCAUCGCCGGCGCCCUGCUGAUGUGGCUGAGCGCUGACCAGCACCACGCCGACACCGUCCUGCGGAGCCAUUUGUGGACUGGACCGGCCUGGGAAGAGGACGCGGCCACUUUCUACCUGGACAGCGGGGACGGGAAUGCGGCCAUGGUCAUCUAUGACUACAAGAAUCUGCUGGUGAGCUACAGACCCCGGCUGCACCGCGCCUGCUACGUGACCCGCGUGGACAAGGACAACGUCCCGGGGCUGGACACCGUGGUCGAGACCUUCCAGCGCCGGCAGGCUGAGGACAGGAUCUCCAUGCCCCUGGCUGACCGCUCCCUCCUGGGCACCACGGCGAGCAUCCUCUGCAGCCUCCUCCCUGUCUACUGGGCUUAGCCUCGCAGGCACCCCCGACAGUCGCAGCCCCGCUGGGAGCAUCGGUGACUCCUCCGCGGCCGGCCCCGCGCCGCCCACCCCGAUUUUGGGGUGCGGGGGGUGAGGAGGGGUCAG